This is a messenger RNA of Physeter macrocephalus (sperm whale), 3024 nucleotides long. RefSeq names its product pleckstrin homology domain containing A7 (gene PLEKHA7). Bases 1 to 3024 code for a protein of 1007 amino acids. Gene Ontology annotation, biological process: zonula adherens maintenance; pore complex assembly; epithelial cell-cell adhesion. The transcript is spliced from 18 exons. Gene Ontology annotation, molecular function: protein binding. The record is from RefSeq and is a predicted model, not a curated record. Gene Ontology annotation, cellular component: pore complex; zonula adherens. Lineage: Eukaryota; Metazoa; Chordata; Mammalia; Artiodactyla; Physeteridae.
AUGGUUCAGAAAAAAGUACAGUUCCUGGAGAGAGUUGUGUCGUGGGGGUCCGGUGGGGUUUACAGGCGCAUUCGGGGAGCACCCUGUCUCAGGAGUUGGCCCGCCGCGCCCCGAAGGCGGCCCCCGCCCUGCUCGAGUCUCGCGGCCUCAGGGGCCAAGGGGCGCGCGGCGGGCUGGGGGCGGGGAAGGCGCGGGGACAAAGGCCGCGGCUACCGCGCUGGGCUGGGCGGGUGCAGCGGCGAACUCCCGCGGGGGUGCCGGGACUCUGCCAGCCCGGGCCCUGGCCGCCGCACGCCCGCGUCCCGAGGAGCCAGCGCCGCAAUGGAGCGCCCGGGGGCGCAGUCCAGGCCCGAGCGGGCCGAGCCCGCCGGCACGCCGCCCGCACCGCCCCCUCCCCCGCCUCCGCCCCCUCCCUCCCUCUCCGUGGCAGCCGCGGCUACUCAGUGCGCGGCGAACAUGGCGGCGGCGGCGGCGGUCGGGCGGGACACUUUACCUGAGCACUGGUCCUACGGCGUGUGCCGGGACGGCCGCGUCUUCUUCAUCAACGACCAGCUCCGCUGCACGACCUGGCUACACCCGCGCACCGGGGAACCCGUCAACUCCGGCCACAUGAUCCGCUCAGACCUGCCCCGCGGCUGGGAGGAGGGCUUCACGGAGGAGGGCGCCAGUUACUUCAUCGACCAUAACCAGCAGACCACAGCCUUCAGGCAUCCUGUGAGUGGGCAGUUUUCUCCGGAAAAUAGCGAAUUUAUUCUUCAAGAAGAGCCAAAUCCACAUAUGUCGAAGCAAGAGAGAAACCAAAGACCGUCCAGCAUGGUCAGUGAAACGUCCACGGCCGGGACCACUUCUACCGUGGAGGCCAAGCCUGGCCCCAAGAUCAUAAAGUCCAGCAGUAAAGUCCACAGCUUUGGAAAGAGGGACCAGGCCAUUCGGAGGAACCCCAAUGUUCCGGUGGUGGUGAGGGGCUGGUUGCACAAGCAGGACAGUUCUGGGAUGAGGCUGUGGAAGAGGAGGUGGUUUGUGCUUGCUGAUUAUUGCUUGUUUUACUAUAAAGACAGCCGAGAAGAAGUGGUCCUGGGGAGCAUUCCUCUGCCCAGCUACGUGAUCUCAGCAGUGGCCCCCGAGGAUCGCAUAAGUCGCAAGUAUUCCUUUAAGGCCGUGCACAUGGGGAUGCGAGCACUCAUCUAUAAUAGCUCCACCAGGGGCUCUCAGGCCGAGCAGUCAGGCAUGAGGACCUACUACUUCAGUGCCGACACCCAGGAGGAUAUGAACUCUUGGGUCAGGGCCAUGAACCAGGCUGCACAGGUGCUAUCUCGAUCGUCACUGAAGAGGGACAUGGAGAAGGUGGAGCGGCAGGCGGUCCCCCAGGCCAACCACACAGAGUCCUGUCGAGAAUGUGGCCGCAUGGGACCCGGACAUGCAAGGGAUUGUUCUCAUCGCAACCACGAAGAUUCCUUUGGAUUCGAGAGGCGGGAGCAGGGGGAAGACCGGUACCGCUCCCAGAGGGACCCACUGGAGGGCAAGCGGGACAGGAGCAAGGCCAGGUCCCCAUACUCGCCAGCCGAAGAGGAUGCCUUGUUCGUGGAUUUACCCUGUGGCCCGAGAGGCCAGCAGGCUCAGCCCCAAAGGUCAGAGAGGAACGGUGCGCUGCCUGGCACAUCUGGCCCAGGAGAACAGAACGGGACUGGCGGGUACCAGCGGGCCUUUACUUCCAGGACCAACCCUGAGAAGCACAGCCAGAGGAAGAGCAGCCUGGCGCACGUGGAGCAGUGGGCAAAGGCCCAGAAGGCGGACAGCAGGAGCCUGCCCCUGGACCAGACCCUUCCUCGCCAGGGUCCCAGCCAAUCCCUGUCCUUUCCAGAAAACUACCAGACUCUUCCCAAAAGCAGCCGACACCCCUCAGGGGGCUCUUCACCCCCUCCCCGCAACCUGCCAAGUGACUACAAGUACGCGCAGGACCGAGCCAGCCACCUGAAGAUGUCGAGUGAGGAGCGCCGGGCACACCGGGACGGCACCGUGUGGCAGCUCUACGAGUGGCAGCAGCGCCAGCAGUUCCGGCACGGCAGCCCCACGGCGCCCAUCUGUGCCGGCUCCCCAGAGUUCACCGACCAGGGCCGGAGCAGGAGCAUGUUAGAGGUGCCCCGCUCCAUCUCUGUGCCUCCAUCUCCCUCGGACAUCCCUCCCCUGGGACCCCUGAGGGCCUUCCCACCCCGGCGGCCACACACGCCAGCAGAGAGGGUCACUGUGAAGCCACCGGACCAGAGAAGGAGUGUGGACAUCUCGCUGAGCGGUUCUCCCAGGAAGGCGUGGGCCCACACCACCAAGAACUCCUCUCAUGUGGACCGACGCUCCAUGCCCUCCAUGGGUUACAUGACCCACACUGUCAGUGCUCCCAGUUUACAUGGAAAAUCGCUGGAGGAGCUCUCACUGCUUCUCACCCGGUUACGGCGGCACCAGGCCAAGUUGGCCAGGGUGAGAAAUUUCGCCAUCAGCCAGUUACUGCAGCAUGAGCUGACCUUCCCCACCUGCCAGGCUGACGAUACCUACCUCCAGCUGAAGAAAGACCUGGAGUACCUGGACCUAAAGAUGACAGGCCGGGAUCUUCUCAAGGACCGAAGUCUGAAGCCAGUGAAGAUUGCCGAGAGUGACAUUGACGUUAAACUGAGCGUCUUCUGUGAACAAGACAGGAUCCUCCAGGACUUGGAAGACAAGAUACGAGCCCUUAAGGAGAACAAAGAUCAGCUGGAAUCCGUGCUGGAGGUGUUGCACAGACAGAUGGAGCAGUACCGAGACCAGCCCCAGCACCUGGAGAAGAUUGCCUACCAGCAGAGGCUGCUGCAGGAGGACCUUGUCCACAUCCGAGCAGAGCUCUCCAGAGAGUCCACUGAGAUGGAAAAUGCCUGGAAUGAAUACCUGAAGUUAGAGAGAGAUGUGGAGCAGCUGAAGCAGACCCUGCAGGAGCAACACAGAAGAGCCUUUUUUUUCCAGGUGACCCAAGGGUUCUUCAUCCCUUCUGAGCUCUGA